AUAGACCAUGGUGGGCACUGGUGGGAUUGCAACUGGCGCUGGUACUCGUGUCGACGUGACUCUCAAGCUAUCACAGCUUCAGAAUCUGUGCAAACGAGAUCCCCAAGGGUAUCGGGAAGACUACGAUGCGCAAGUCCGACGAUUGGAAAGUGAAUGUGGUAUUUUGGCCCUCUCGCCACUGGCGGAUCCGUCGCCUCGCUUGGUGGAACUGAUUCAAUUUGCCGCUGCAGUCUCCUCCAGUUCUUAUAAAGGCGCCGAAGCCAAUCGCAUUGCACAGUUGCUCAUGAAUUUACUAUUGGGCAAAAAGGAUGCCGUGGCAGCGGCCAAUACUGAUAACAACAAUGCAGCUAAUGCUCAGAGCAAACAACAACAAGUCUCCAAGGAAGAAAAGCAACAAGCAAUCGUCAAUGUGACAUCCCUGUCUACUUGGGCGCUCCAAUUGCACCGUGAUAUUCGCAAAGCCUGUGUCUCGGCUCUGAUUCUCAUGAGGAACAAGGGCGCCGUGGAACCCUUGCAAUUGCUCGAACUCUUUUUUCGAAUCAUGAGCGUCGUGCCCGACAAGGCUCUGAGAGAAAUUCUAUUUCGACACAUUGUCAAUGACAUACGGAACAUUAACAAAAAGGGGAAACGAGACGAUAAGGUCAAUCGAUCUAUUCAAUCCUUUCUCCAUCGCGUCAUUAGUACGCAUGGCAAUAAUAACAUCAAUACACAGCAACCAGAAGACUCGGCGACCGACGUGGCGUCCAAACGAGCCUGUGAAAUGGUCUGUGAACUGUAUCGGCGCAAUGUCUGGACCGAUGAACGAACUGUCGCCAUUCUGACAUCGGCCAUACAGUCCAAGAAUACUACCGUCAUGUCAAGAGCCAUUCGAUUCUUUCUCAACGUCGAAGAAAAAAUGGCACUCGAUGCCAAGGAAGAAGAAGAAUCCGAGUGGCUAGACAAGAACCACAUUGAUUAUCACCAGCAUUCCAAAAAAACACAAGGACGACUACGACAUGUUACUCGACAACUCAAAAACAGAAAGAAACACCAAAAGAAACGAGAAGGAAUGGAUGGAGGCGAAAAUUGGUCGGAACAAGUCGAUGAAGACAAUGGAGUCGAACAAGCCAAAAAACUAUAUCCCGCCAUUGAACUCAUUCAUGAUCCACAGGGACUGGCAGAAGCCGUCUUUCAAAGAGUACGCGGGGCUGGAAAGGCAUACAAAUACUACGUCAAACUGCUCAUGAUCAAUUUCAUCACGCGACUCGUGGGCAAUCAUGAACUCAUCAUAUUGCCGCUGUAUCCAUUCCUGCAAAAGUACAUGGGAGGACACCAGCGUGAUGUUACUGCCAUCUUGGCAUACUCGGUCCAAGCGUGCCAUGAACAUGUCCCACCCGAAGAAGUAUACGGCAUUCUCAAGACCAUUGCUCACAACUUUAUCACCGAACGAUGUUCCGAAGAGCAAAUGGCUGUGGGGAUCAACGCGGCAAGAGCCAUUUGCGCUCGCGUGCCAACCGUCAUGAACAUGGAAGAAUCCAAAGGCACCACCGGCAGCACUGUCAUGGAUAUGGAAGCGUUUGCCAGAGACUUGGCUGGAUUUGGAAACCACAGAGAUCGAUCCGUCAGUAUUGCUGGAAAGGCGUGGCAAAAUUUUGUCCGAGAAGUCAAUCCAGGAUUGUUGCAAGGAAAACAUCGCGGGCUCAAGGGAUCGGCAUUGCACAAAUCGGGUACUCGGCCACGGAGGUAUGGUGAAGAUCAAAUCAGUGCCGGUGUGGCAGGAGCCGACCUUUUGGUGGAAUACGAAUCCAAGAAGGCGGCCUACUUGAAACGAAAGCAAGCAGAACAAAAUGAAGGAGUAGGAGAGGACGAAGACGGAUGGGUGGAAGCGGAGGAUUCCGACGAUGACGAGGCGCCUCAGCUGGUGGUGUUGAAGGAUCAUGAUGGAGACAAGAAACCUGCUGCCAAGGAAGAUUCUGCUGGCGCCGAAGAUGCUGAUGAUGAAGAUGACAAUGAUAAUGCUGAUGACGACCAAGCAUCCAAGGAUGACAAUGAAAAGUCAGCAGCAAACCAAGAAGAGAACCAGGACGACAAGGUCAUUGAUCUAUCGAAAAUGACGCCCGAAGAGCGCGCAAAACUUCGCAUGGAAGUAUCAGCUACUCGCAGCUUCACUCCCAAAGAUUUUGGUUUGAUGCGAAGGCUCGUCGAACGGGAGCAGCGUGCCAAGCGAGAUCCUAGGGAGGCAGCACGUCGCAAACGAGCCCUUGCCAAGGGAGAUGGUUUCGAAGAACUCAGUGGGGACGACGAGUCCGACUCGGACUCUGACGAAGAUAUUCACGUGGCUGGUGCAGUGAACCCAACCGACAUUAUGGCAUCAGCCACGCGCAAACGACAAUCCAAAGCCGAACGUUUGGCCAAGGUAGUAGCCGGUCGUGAGCAAUUUGAAUCCACAGCUCGUACAGGCGGUUCUACCAAUGUGGAGAAGAAAAGGAAGAAGAACUUUGUCAUGUCCAAGUUUAGCUUCGCGACGAGAACGAAAGGCAACGGAAAGAAGAUGCUAGCCGACAAACGAAAAGGAAAGGGUGGAAACAUGUCGCAUGAAGGCAGGAAGCGUAGGAGGAAGUUCUAAACUGCGUAGCAUUAACUUUAUCAGAGACUUUUAUCAGGAGGAUGCAAACGCCUGAAACUCUCCAAUCAAAAAGG
Messenger RNA from Seminavis robusta, 2679 nucleotides. The record is from the annotation of a GenBank genome assembly. Lineage: Eukaryota; Bacillariophyta; Bacillariophyceae; Naviculales; Naviculaceae.